Molecule: messenger RNA, 2110 nt
Organism: Chlorella variabilis
Lineage: Eukaryota; Viridiplantae; Chlorophyta; Trebouxiophyceae; Chlorellales; Chlorellaceae
Exons: 10
Coding region: 1-1710 (569 amino acids)
Biological process (GO): regulation of mRNA processing; protein phosphorylation; spliceosomal complex assembly
Molecular function (GO): ATP binding; protein kinase activity
Source: RefSeq, a predicted model, not a curated record
AUGGUGGCAGCGGCGGUGCCGGUGCCGCCAGCCCCUCUGCUCUGCCCAUGCCUCUUUGGGCCUCUUUGUCUAUACUUGUGGCCAGGCUGGGCAGGCGGCUACCACCGCGUGCGCGCUGGAGAGAAGUUCAAGGAUGGGCGCUACACCGUGCUGCACAAGCUGGGGUGGGGCCACUUCUCCACGGUGUGGAUGGUGCGGGACGAGCAGACGGGGGAGUUGGGGGCGAUGAAGGUGGUGAAGGCUGCGGCGCACUACAGCGAGGCGGCGCGCGACGAGAUCACGCUGCUGUCCCAGAUUGCGCAGAACGACCCGGAGGACCGCCACUACUGCUGCCGCAUGGUGGACCAGUUUGAGCACAGCGGGCCGCACGGCCGCCACGUGUGCAUGGUGUUUGAGGUGCUGGGCGACAACCUGCUGACGCUCAUCAGGCUGUACGACCACCGCGGCAUCUCGCUGCCCGUGGUGCGCCACCUGGCUCGCCAGGUGCUGGUCGCGCUGGACUACCUCCACACCCAGUGCCACAUCAUCCACACAGGCGCGCCCCCGGGCCCCGUGCAUGCGGUGGUGGCGGGCCGAGGCAGGCCGGGCACCAGGGCCGCCGCCGCCCCUCUGCUGCGCCUCGGCGUGGCUGCCAACCUGAAGCCCGAGAAUGUGAUGCUGACUGAGCCGGUAAAGCCGCGCCGCUCCUCGCCCAGCCAGCCCGACGCGCCGGGCGGCGGCGGCGGCCCGCUGCUCGCGGCGCCCGCCCCCGCCGGCCGGCCCAGCAAGCUGGAGGCGGUGGUCAUCCUGGGCGCCGGCUACGACGCCUCCGCCGACAUCUGGAGCCUGGCCUGCAUGGUGUUUGAGCUGGCCACGGGCGACUUCCUGUUUGAGCCCAAGGCGGGACGGGAGUACAGUCGGGACGAAGACCACCUGGCGCAGAUGAUCGAGCUGCUGGAUCACAUCCCUCGCUCCGUGGCCACCACCGGCCGCUACGCGCGCGACAUCUUCAGCCGCGAGGGCCGCCUGCGCCACAUCCACCGCCUCAACUACUGGUCGCUGGAGCGGGUGCUGGAGGAGAAGUACAAGUUUGGGAGGGAGGAGGCCCGCAGCUUUGCCGACUUCCUCAUGCCUAUGCUCAAUUUCGUGCCCAGCAAGCGUGCCACGGCGGGGCAGAUGCUGCAGCACCCCUGGCUGCGCGGCGAGUCCGCGCCCACGCGCACUGGCGGCGGCGGCGGCGGCGGCGGCAGGCGCAGCCUGGAAGGCCGCUCCCAGCAGCAGAAGCAGCGCAGCCACGAGCGCAGCCGCAGCAGGAGCCGGUCAGCCAAGCGCAGCAGGUCUCCCUCACCCACGCCGCCGCCCGGGUACCGGCACCACAGCCCCGACGCGCCCGCGGGCACCCACCCGCCGCGCCAGCAGCCCUCCUCGCAGCCCGGCGCCCGCGCCGGCAGCCUCUCCAGCAGCGGCAUGUCGGCGGGCACGCCCCCGCUGCCGCCGGUGGCGGCCCUCGACCUCACCGCCUCCACAGUGCUGGUCACGGCUGGCGGCGGCGGCGGCAGGACGGGGCCCGUGUCGCCCUCGCUGUCGCCCAGCGCCGCCGCCGCCGCCGCCGCGGCGCUGGCCAAGCACCAGCUGACGGGGCGCAAGUCUUGCGACUCCAACAGCAGCGGCCAGAGCUGGGAGCUGGUACCCGGGGAGGGCGGCAGCGGCGGCGCCGUGUCGCCCGCGUGACGAGGCGCCACAUGAUGGGCACCGCCCGCACGAAGAAUAAGGCCCUUGCGCACCUCUACACCCACCUCCCUCCCUCUUAACGACGCGCUGUGUUGCUGCGAGGCAGCCGCAGUGCAGCUUCCCCGCUAUUGACUGCUCUGUGCCUACUGUUUUGCUCUUUGCUCCUGCUGUGUACUCUACGCUGCGCUACAUUCAUGUGGCUCCCACCCUCGCCUCCACUUCUGGGGCACUGCAACUAGUGCUGCCCUGCCAGCCGCCGUCAUCAACACUGCGCUCCUUUACCUGUUUUUGUUUUGACUCGCAAUGCCUUUCUUCCCUCACUUUUGACAUCCCUGCGCCCCGACUCGCACACGCUACCUACCUGUCAGGCGGCUGCGUUACGUGCAACUGGCAACCCUUC